Molecule: messenger RNA, 11568 nt
Organism: Pomacea canaliculata
Lineage: Eukaryota; Metazoa; Mollusca; Gastropoda; Architaenioglossa; Ampullariidae
Product: replication initiator 1-like
Exons: 4
Coding region: 714-2255 (513 amino acids)
Biological process (GO): regulation of transcription by RNA polymerase II
Cellular component (GO): nucleus
Molecular function (GO): DNA-binding transcription factor activity, RNA polymerase II-specific; RNA polymerase II transcription regulatory region sequence-specific DNA binding
Source: RefSeq, a predicted model, not a curated record
GGGAGGGGGUAGAAAAUGAAGGAGAAUAGUUGCGUCCCUUGCGCUCUUCUUUGCUUUCGUGAGGAAUGUUUGACGAAUGGAUGCUGCGAAGAUGCGAACAUAAAGAUAUCAACAAACCGACAAUAAAUUACUGUUAUAGUGUCACAGUUCUGUUCUUCGGUUUUGCAGGUGUUUUGCACCUUGCAAUUUAAAAGGCAGCCAAACAUGGUAGACCCAAAGGCAGCAAAAUUCAUCAACUCUUUGGUUAAGUCAUUACAAAUGCUCUGCCAUGGUUGCAUGGAUUUCAACCAUAAUAUUGAAAUCAUUGGGCAUAUCAACCUAAGGAUUGAUAACAGCCAAAAGUUUGACUAUAUUGUGAAUGAGCAAGUUCAAAACAGGGGGACGAUUCAACAUACUUUCAGAGCAACAGUUACCACUCUUUGCCACCACCAAAAUCAAGCAGAGAGAAGGAGAAGCACCAAGCAUCAAGUAGAAGUGAUGAUGGUUCAUCCAUUGCUGAAUCUGCAACUAAUCACCACAGACUGGACAGUGCUGCUGUAGUAGGGUCCCGAGUACAAAUAGACCUCUCUGGUCCAAUUUCAGUAUCUCACGAAGUUGAAUCUUCGCCAGAACAUAGAUUCAGUAUAUCUUCUAAUGCAUCCAAUGGUGGUCGUCGCCCCUCACACAGCAGGGACUUCUCAGUGGACAGUGAGCAGAACAGACUUCAUGACCCCAUGAUUUCUUUUGAAGACCAUGCACACAAUCAUUCCUGUUCGUCUGGUGCUGCAGUGAGAGACAAAGAGGGUUCUGAGCGUCCAGCUAGCAACUCGAGUAGUAGCGAGAGAACAGAUAUCAGCAGUGUAUUUCUUGGGAAAGAUAUCGAGAAAAGGCAACAGGACUGUGAAGGUGUUGUAGGGCAGGAUGGGUCAAUCAUUGUGAAGGCAGAACCUGAUGAUGCAGCAGUUGAGGCUGCAAUGGAAGAGGAAGCAGAGCAACAGGAGCAUGAACUACUGGGAAUUCCAUCAGUUUCAAGUGUACUUCCCAUGGCACAUCAGUCUGCUUUGGUAGCAAAUGCAACUCAUCCUAGUCAUGCAAUGUUUGCUGCAGCCACACUUGGUCAUCAUGGCAUGUUUGACUCCAAUCUUGGUGCACAGGAUGUGGCUGAAUCGCAUCAUGGUCAGAGGGAAUCUUCCUACCAUCCAUUGAGAGGUGUAGGUGAGCAUGAAGGUCAGAAUGCUGAAUCUGGUCAAGAUCUGUCCAAGCAGGGUUCACAAAAUAAGAAUGGUGUGGCCAUGAGUCUAGUCACCAGAAGUAGACCCUCGCCUGAGCCAAACUAUCCACAGGGACCCACACAGCUGCCACAGACAGCAGGGUCCAUAAAUCCCGGGCAGAACCGCUGUGACCACUGCGGUAAACUUUUUCGAACAGCUGAAUUAUUACGAAUGCACAUAGCCUUGAUCCAUAGCCAUAGAGGCUAUUUGUCUCUCAACUCUUUACGACAUGGCCAGCAGUUGAGCUCCUUUCUUCCAUCCCCUUCCAUGUCUCCAUCUGGUCACCCUCAGCAUAGAGUGUCUCAGUCACCUGGGAGACAUAGCAACUCCAGCUCUAGCUGUCAGGUCAAAUCCCAGUCGCCAAUUUCGGUUCUACCACAAACCCAGCCUCUUGCUUUAACUCAACAGCAGCCCACAGCUUCCAACAGUUCCAGUGUCCCUAUUUCAAUGUCUUUUACAAAUGCAUCUACAGCUAAUGAUCAGCCAGCAGCUGCUGCAGCAGCGGCAGCAGCGGCUGCAGCUGCGUUAGCCCAAACCUACAGUGUGGAGAAAUCGGAAGUUGGUUCUUACAUGGGGUCAAAAGGGUCUCCUCUGCAGUACCAGUGCCACUUGUGUCGAAUGUCAUUCAUCAACUGGGCUGUGCUGGCGCAGCAUCAGGUGUCAUGUCCACGCAGGGGGCCGCAUAAAUGUGGUCAAUGUGGUAAAGCCUUUCGCAGUAAGACAUCAUUGACUGAUCACAUCAACACCAUCCACCGCCACAUUUUGUUUGUGUGCAAAGGUUGCAGAGAGACAUUUAAAUGGCGCACUCACAUCUACCAGCACAAACGCAAAUGCCCUGCACUCCAGAAUUCUAACUUUGAGUCAGGCAGCUUUAUAGAAGAACGACAAGGUCCUUUGCCAGGAACAAUGGGACCUGGUAUAUCAGCAGCACCAUAUGCAGAAACUGAGGAUAUGGAGCAUUCAUCUACAGAUAUUCAUGGACCUGAAGAUGACCAAGGAACUUAGAGGUUUUGAAAACAAGUGAAACAAGAAAACAUUAAGAAAUUGAAGAUCAAUUUUUUUUUUUAACAGUCCACAAGAAACAAAUGGCAGUGUCUGGAGGAAGAAGUUUUUUUUAAAAAAUAUGUGAUUUAAAAUGCUUAACAUUUCAACAAAAAAAAACCCAUCCAAAACUAUUUGCAAAAUCAAUCUGUAAUUGAAGACAAUUUUUAGGUCGAUUCUCUCAGCAUGAAAACCACUUCGGACCAUCUUGAUUUUAGGGCAGCAUUGGACCAUUUGGGCCAUAACCAUUACAAAGUAUCCAGGAUUACCAGGCAACAGGUUUUUUUCCCCCUUCUUUUUCUACAGUGGUACUUUGUGGAUACUUGUUGCAGCAGACUGAAACUCAAAGCAGCAAACUCUAAUUUCCAGUGAAAGAAAUGGAUCAUAUCAAUGGUCUCUUUCCUAUUGUUGACAUUUUGUUUACAUAUAUGGAAGUAUGGUCAUCCUUUCAGUUUCAUAUUUUUUUAAAAAUAUAAGAUCUGAGUAUGCAGUAAGAACAAAUGCCUGUUGAAAAUUUGCAGCUUAUUUGAAAAAAAAAAACAAACCAAAAAUUAUAUAUGGUUUUUAUCAAUGUUAUUUUCCAAUUUUUAAAAUAAUGCUUUUGACAAAGCAGAAAAGUUAGCCUAGAUUGGCAUGUCAAGUUUUGUAUCAAAAGGAUGUGUCAAGACAAGUGGGUGCUACCUUCUGUUUAAGUCCUGUCAUGUUUUGUUACAGCUGUGUCAUUACAACCCCAGUGUGUAGAAAAAUCAGUCAUAAAUUGGUGGUGUUAAGAUGAGUUUGUUUUUUUAAAUCUCACUUUUUGGAAAAGAGAAACUCCUUAAAAGCAAAAGCAAUUUUUAUAUCAUUCUCUUUCUUGUUAAAAUCGUGCUAAUUUUAGUAUGCCUACAUUUUUAUCAUCAUGCUUACAUUUCUUGUUGAUACAGUGCAAAUUAUGGCUUUGUACAUGAUUUUUAUAAUUGGAUCUAAGCAAGAUUUAUGUUUCUGUAUUUACAUUUGUCUUAAAAAGAUGCAGUGUGUUUUGAACACAAGAACCACAAGUGAACCAUCCCAUUCUUCGAAAAUGGAUUUUUUUGCAAGCUUACAUAUCCGGUGAAGAGAAAUUAUUGUCUCAUCGUGAGGUUGUUCACGUAUUGUGCAUCAGUAUAAAGUCUGUAAGACUUGGCAGCAUCAAAGCCAGACACCAUCUAUACUUUGUCCAAUGACCCAGUGAAAUAUCACUUUAUUUAUUCCCAUUUUCAGACAAGUAUGUUACAUUUUUGUGUAAAUAUUUAAUAUGACCCUGCCAUUUAAAAAUGCUUCGUAACAAAAAAAAAAUAUUUCUAAUGCCUUUUGGCUAGAAGGUAAUUUUUCUUUCAUAAAGUGGUGCAAAUUUUACUUUCCUUGAAAGAUAAAAUGUGUGCUUCCCCCAAAAGAGCAUGUAGUGAAACAUUGUCUUUGAUAACUCAGAUAAAUUCUGUAUGUGUGCUUCCCCCAGAAGAGUUUUGGUGCACUUUCUUAAUACUAGCUAUAAGAUGUCAAGAUUUUGUUUAAUCUUGCAGACUCUUGUACAAAGUUGGUUUUUUUUUUUUUUUAAUGGGCAUGCUCCUGCUAGCAUUCUUAUUAAUAUUCUUAUUAAUAUAAAUGUGGUUUAAACUUUUUUCCCCAAAAAAAUCCCUUGUCUCUUCUACUCCUGUGAUCUUGAUGUCUUUACCAUACCUGCCUAAUAAAACAUGUUUUAAAAAAUUCUCCCAAUAAACUUAGAUGCUUUUGGUUACGGUUUGGAAUGUUGUUUACACUGAGCUUCAAUGACUUAAAAUGUGACAUUUUCAUAUUGCUGACUUUUAUGCUGCACACUGCUUUGACACAUUUUUGCACUUGUUGUCUGCAUGUAAUAAAUGACAUGUCAAUUUACUGUUCAUUUUUUGAACUAAUGUGCCAUGAUGCUUAAAACAGUCUUGAGGGUUUUCUUUUGUUGUUGAUAGAAAGGAUAGGGUGGAAAGGGGAGAUAUAAACUGCUGAUUAAAAAUGUUUCCUUUUACAGUUUUAUUUGUUAAAAUCAUGGUGUAUGAGCAUUGCACUUUGUAAUUUUUUUUUUUUUUAUUGGUCUGUGAGGUGAUUUUUAAAAAAAUUAUAUUUGUUAAAUAUGCAUACAAAAUAUACAGGGUUCUGACAACACCAGUGGCUGGUUUCUGAAGUUUGAAUGUUUUAACUUCAUUCAUACAUUUACUUAAAUGAGAGAAGUGUUUUUUUUAAACCAUGCACAAAUGUUUUACAGUUGGUUUUGAUUUUGUUUAGGAGAGUGGGGGGUUGAAACAGUUGACUGAACAUCCCUUCUAAGAAGACUGUUCUUAUAAGCUUUAGGUUUUGUGGGUUAUUUUUUUGUCUACUAAACAGUGUUUCAGUUGGUGAUUAAACUUUAACACUGCAGCUGUUUUCCUGCAUCUGCUGUGUACAACAUGUACAGACAAUUAAUUCCCCCUACCCAUUAUAUUGCACCUGUUUUGUGUGCACUUGGUGAAGUGUACAGUAAAGUCUUAAAGACUGAGUUUUCAUAUACCGGUACAGUAAUUAAGCUUUAAUAAAUCUUGUCAAUUUUGCCAAUCAUAUAUAAUAUAGUGUACACUGUGAAUUGAUCUUUGUUAUAUGUUGUGCUUGUUGGUGGUGAAAAUACCAAUGAAUCUGCUGACUCCAAGAGAUCUGCCAAGCCAUAAAAAAUGAGAAAUUUUUUCUGCACAAACUUUUUUUUUAAAUAAAUGAAAGCCAGUACAGACUUAUUUUCGUGAUGGUGCUUUUAAAAUUUCUGUAAUUCGUAUUUUAAGGUUUGGUCAAGGACAAAUUAUUAUGCACUUAUAACAAUAUUAGCUGUAUGGAGUAGACUUACGUAAUCCAUUUCAAAUUGAAGAUGUAAAUGUGUAUAUAAAACUGUGUUGUGUUUCUGUUAUGUGGCUACGAGCCAUUUUUAAAGGUGUUCUCUAAAUACAAAAGCAUAAAAAAAACUUGUGAAUUUAUUUCACGGAUCAUUGGUUAGAGUCUAUGGUGAUGUUCAACUAUGUGUGGUAUUAGCAUAGUAGUGUGGUUACAGAUGGAAAUUGAUACUUCAGAUGUUUAUGGCUAUAAAGUGUGUAUUAAAUGUUAGUUACUUAUUAAAUACUAUAUGGGCAUCUUUACUUUAAAACUUCUUUAAACUGAAUUUUACCUUUGACAUGGCUGACGAGCUGCUGAGCAGAUUAUAUUUGUGGCUGGUCCUGGCUUGGAAAAAUAACUUUUUAUACAGCCACCACUUUUUAAAGGACUGACAUGUUUUGAAUACUGUAUGUUUUUCCUCAUUCUGUCGUGACGUUAUGUUACAAAUUCAGUAAACUGUCAGUUUUCAGUGAAAAAAUUCCUGCCCAUAGCACUGAGAUGUAUAUAACCAAAAGUCUUAUUUCUAAUUCGUUUUAAGACAUCACAGGUCUUCCAUCAACAGAUUUCUUCUAAAAGAUAAAGUUUGCAAGUAACUGAUGUAGGAUGUUUAUUUUUUGACUGACUUAUGCAAACAGAGGAAAUGCAAUAGUCCUUCCCAGAUACGUUAUUCUGUCACAAAACUUUUUUGUUGGCAUUUACACAGACAUUACCCUUUUCCAAUAGAUUUUUUUUUCCUUAUUCUUUUAAAAAAAAAGUCCUUCAUGUAAAGAUCAGAUUUUAUUUUCUUUGAAUGUCAGUCACUAAAAAAUGUAGGGUAUGGUGGAGAAAUUUAAUAGACAAAUGUACAGCAAUCUUGAAUCUGUUAGUUCAUUAAUUGUAGUUGUUGAGAAAAUUUCGUCAGUUAAUAAGAGACGUACGAUAGCAGUUAUCACUGUGUAUAUUUGCUCAAACAGACCACAAAAUAAAAAUUUCUUUUUGGACUUCUCACUGUACUUGUGUAAGAUAAAAAUAGAACUGAGAUAAAUGGAGAACUUUUUGAAUUGUACAUACUCUGUAGCUUUCACUGGAUUGUAGAUCUGAAUAAGUUUUAUCCAGUGCUAGGAAUGUUGACCAGAUUUAGUUGAAGCAGAGGAAGUUGGAACAAAAUUAUGGUCGGAUUGAUUUCCCCUGUGUUACCUUCUGGGAAAGUGAGACAGAAUUUUCAAAGGUUGUAGUAAGAGAAAUCAAUUCAAAUAUGAGUUGUGCUGAAAUAAUAGAUACCAAUGUUUUGAACUCAUGUCUGAGCAAAAUUUUGAGCUGCAAAACAUCGUUUACUUACAAGUCUAAAGCACUUGUCUGAAACAGUUUAAGGAGGCUGCUGUGUUGUGCUGUUGAGUGAUGUCACUGAACUGUCAUGAGAUGAGUGGGAGCAGACUAUUGUACUCCUGAGUGGGGGUUGGGGGUUGUCUGAAUGCUGGCACCAUAGAUGUAGAGAUGGUGCAAUAAUGAAAAGAGCACAACGUUGUAAAAUAGAGCUAAUUAGAGUAGACUGACAUAAUAAAAGAUAAUGUUACCAACAGUAACCUGAAGUGUCAGAAUAGCUGCAAUGAAUGGCGAUCAUUGAGGAAGAAACUGUGGGACCAGUGAUCUCUGUGUUAAAAAUAGAGGAAUGCUUGAAGAAACUUCUUUCAGCAUGACUUGUGUUUAGAUGAAUUGUACUGGCAGUUAAAUUUGUGCAGACCAUCAAACAAAUAAAGCCAUUGCUCUGCACACAUCCUACUGUUUCAAAGGUUGGAUGCAGCCUUACAUUCUUCAUAAACUUUGCCUUUUUGCAGAGAGCAAACUAAAAAUGUGAGUUAUGCUGGCCAGCUAGCAAAUCUGCAAAUCAGCAUAGCAACAUCACUUAGUACAUUCUUGAAAAAUGGGAUCUGCCCUAAAACUGCUGUUAUUGCUCUAGUACAGUGGUUCUUAACUGGGGUUCGAUUGAACCCUAGGGGUUCGGUGAGUCGGUCUCAGGGGUUCGGCGGAGCCUCCAUCACGGAAGUCAAGACACACCCGCAAUUCGUGAUGACACUAAAGAAGGGUUCGGUGAAUGUGCAUAUGAAACUUGUGGGUUCGGUACCUCAAAAAAGGUUAAGAACCACUGCUCUAGUAUAUUUGACACUUUUCUUGUUCAAGAGGUCUGCCUACAUCAGAAUUAGUUACUGUUUUCUUUCAUGAAAUUGUAAACAGUCAUGGCAGCCCUCAUGUGUCAUCCAGAAUCUAUGUUCAUGAUGUGAUUGUAAGUGAACGAUUGUUUUGCAACCCAAAUUGUUGCUUAGGCAUGAUUCAAAACAACAGUAUGUAUCAUUUAAACCUAAAAAAAAAAAAAUUUCAAAUGAAUUUUUAUUCUGAAACUUAGUAAAAAUUAACUAUUCUUACCUCGAGGAAAUAGUUUUCUUUGUUCUUUUAGAAAAUUUACACAUUCCAUCUUGAUAUGCAUAUAACAAAAUAUUCUAGUUAAAUCUUGGGUAAACUUGAAAUCAUCCUAAAGUGAAUGAAUAUUUUCCAGAAUAAGAUAAAGCAUAAAUCAGUAGUAGUAGUAAAUAGUAAUUCUGAUUACUUUUCUGCACCAAACCCUCAGAAAAGAUGUAGAUUAUUUCCAUAAUGGACUUCUUGCUUCACCACAAAUUACAUUUGCAUAAGACCAGAUAUCUUCUUGUUAUUGUCAGUGAAUGAAAGUAAUUUGGUGAAAAGAUUCAGCUUUUAAACGCAGCACUCUCUUGUAGUAUUAAGGGUUGGAUAAAAGAAAAAUAAAAACAUUUGACAGAUAUGUCCAUUUGUGCAUUGGCAGUUGCUGGAAACAUCAGUGACAGUUAUUUUCAAUCGUGUCAAACAUGAAGAGUCAGAAAAUCACAUGGCUCAGAAACCUGCCAUAAAAGUAUUUGUGGCAUUAGCUAGAUAUAAACUUAAGUCAUCGUAUGCGUAUGGUGUGUGGGUGCAUGUGUGAGUGAGAGAGAAGAAAAAGAAAUAUUUUUGUUUUUGUCAUUAUGACUAACAAAAAUAGUUUCAUUGUUGGUGACAAAAGGCCAGAAAUAAGAUUAUAUAGGACUAGCUCAAUCGAUGGGAAAAAACCUUCAAAAAAGGUCUUAUAGCUAUAGUCAAAACUAAGCAUGAGGUUAAUGGUGAUAGCAAAUCAUUGUUGUUUUAGGUUGAGAGAUUUAAGCAUCUUCAUUUUUGUUAUGUAUUUUCUUAAAAAUGAGGUCUCUGAUAACAUAUUUUUGAGGCAUGUUUAUCGGUAUGACACAAAAACUGCCACCACAGAAUAGAGAAAAAUCUGGUAAAUCUAUACUUCAAUUUUUAAUCUUUUCUUACAUUGUCUGUUUGGGUACUAAACACUUUUAUUGUAAUUCUUUUUAUGUGAACUGAAAGGCUUUGCUAUUUUAACAUAAAAAUGUUGUGGCAGCACCAUUGAAAUUUAUAGUAAUGUGAUGUGAUUCAGUACAUUGCUAAAUGUGCAUGUGCUUUAGUCUUUUGCCAGAGAAAGAAUCUAACUUACAGAUGGUGCAUUUGAAUAAAAGUACUCAGCUUUUAAUGCAGCAGAAAGGUGGAUUUUAGGUAUGCUUUGUGUCUCAUACAAAGAAUUUUCUUGCUGCAACUAUUCCCAUUUUCUUGGCAAGUGUCUCGCAUUCCUGUCUCUCUCUUCCCAAGGUAUGAUGUUGCAUGCAUUUAUCAUUUUAUGACAUGGUUCUCCUCAUUGCUCUGACCUUUUUUUAGAGUGGUAAAUAAUAGUUUGCAGUCCAUUUACCAAAAGUCAUUCAGGUAAAUAAGAACAAACACAGUAAUGUUUUCAUAUUUGAAACUGAGUAUUAUAAGGAACAAUUUAUUCUAUAUGAAAUUCACUUUCUUUCUGACAGUAGUUUGAACAAAAAAGAACACUGCUUUGAAAAUUGUCAAAAGUAGCUGCCUCACAAAGUGCCCUGCUGAAAGCACAAUUGUGACAAACAAUGAACAUCAAAGUUUUGCUUCUAUGUUAAUGGCAUUGUGAUUUUAAUAUAAGUUGCUUGCUGGUUGUUAGUGCAUAUCAAGCAGGAAAGAUUAGAAGCAGAAAGGCUAUUUUUACUUUUGAUAAAUGUGAGAAAACCAAAAUCAUUUUCAAUGACACGAGUAAAAUGACACGAAGGGAACAUUUCAAAAAAUGCAGGCAGUGGUUGUAUCCUUUUUUGAGGGGUGAUAUAUUGCGUUGUAUAUAAUAUAAAUUUAUGGGCUAUCAGGCAAUUUAAAAUGUGGUGAAGAAGAUAUUAACAACUAUCAGUGUAUUGCCGUUGGUUUCCAUGGAAUCAAAGCAGUUCAUGUAGAAAGUUAAAUCCACAGUGCAGGAUUUUUUUAUGGAGAAUAUUACCAGCAGCUGCUCUGUGUUCUCUUAUCAGGUAUUGGAGGGUUGGGGUGGGAAUGAAGGGAAGAAUAAUUAAAUUUUUUAUGCUGGAAGCAGGGGUACCUGUUGUACUUCAUAAGUAUGGUAGAAGUAAAUAUAAUCCGUGACAACAUUUAUAUCUGUAGAUAUCAUCUGUAAAUAUAGUUACUCUUGCAUAUAAUAGAAGCAAUUCAGCUCAUGAAAAUUUUUGACACAUUGUGUCUUGUUAAAUUGAAAUAAAUUCACUACCUUUAGAGUUCAAAGGACUGCAAUCUUUUGAUAUGUCAGAAAUUGCUAAGAGAGUUUAAACAUUUAAACUCUUAAGACACCUAAUUAGAAUUUAGAGCAAGUGAAAAUAAUAACAUCACUUAGAGAAGCAGGUGUUCUUUGCAACAUAAAGGUGGAAGUCCCAUAGGUGAGUGGAAUUAGAAGCAAUGAACUGUGAGUGGUACACCAUGCGUAUAUAUGGCUUGUGGAAAGCAGAGCCCAAUAAAAUCAGGUUAAAUAAAUUUGCUGCUGGGUGGGCAGUUGGAGUUUUUCUAGUUGAAGGCCUGGAGCAGCCUUGAGACAUCCACUUUCUGUUCUAAAGUAAAGAAUGCUAACCACAGAAGUUCAAUAACCUCAUGAUCAUAUUAAACAGACUUGUAAACAAAUGUAUAAAAGAAGUGAUUGAAUUGUUAAAGUUGAUGAAAAAGUAGUAAUAACAAGCAGGUGAAACUCGCUAAGUGUCCUGUGCAUGACAUUCUAACAGCUUAUUCAACAGUUAUGCUAGUGCUGGUGUGGUCAGGUCUGUGUUGAAAUUUAGUCUCAGGUGCUCAUUAUUUUUGUUGACUUCCCAUGUUAUCUUCAAAGGUGAUGCUGUAGAAUUCAAAAAUGUGCUUUGAACUGAGUCCUGUGUAGUUGCGGAAAUGUAAUUUCAUUUCCUCAAGGCUGUGUCCAAUGCUUUAAACAUAGAGUAGAAAGAGUGCUGCUGUACUUUUUCCUUUAAAAAAGAGAAGAAAGGAAUUGGUUUUUUUUCUUCUUUGAGAAUCUGUUAAAAGAUUCCAUUUGCUGUUGUGGGGGAUGUUCAGUUUUGUGAUGUGAAACAGUAAUCUUGCAGUAGUUAUUUUGACCAAAUAAUGACGUGAUUGUCAGAAGCCAAUGUGACCACUGCUUGAUGUUCACUUAAUCUUUUGCAAACAGUUUGUUUCUUACACAUUUGACCAUUUAUUGUAUGCUGUACACUUGCACAACAAGAUGCAAAAUAAUGUGGUCAGCCAUCUUUAUUGCAUCAUACUUUUACAUCCCUUUUUUUUACUUCAUUUUGUAGAAAUGCUUUCAUUAUGUUCAAAAUAAAAUCUUAGAGCAGAAAUAUAUUCUUGUGUUCUGUCUUGUUUUUCAGUUAUUGCUGGACUUUUGAUAGUUUCAGUGAUUUCAUAGCAGCGAUUAGCACUGGUUACAUGUCUGUGAAUGACUCAGAUAUUUUAUGAAUAGUGAGAAAGGCAUUUGCAUAGACAUAUCAAAGUUUUUUUAUUGUUUGCCCUUGUAAUUGCUCUGGAUUUUUAAAAGAUUUUGUAAUUAUAAUAAUAGGAAAAGAACAUGAUUUUACUGCAUUUGCAGGCAAAAUGUGAAUUGUUUUGCUAAACUUUUUUUUUUUCAUCAAAUAUAUUGGCAGUACCAUCUACACCUCUCCAAAUAUCUGAUAAAAUUGUUUGAGCAUGCUAUUCCUAAAUGAAAAAAUACUACCGAGUUAAAAAUGCUUCACUGAGGCAGCAUGUUAACUAUUUUAAGUACUGGUAAAGUAGCAAGACCAGCUUUUAUUCUGAUAAGAACUAUUGAAUGUAAAUUUUUAAUGUCAAGCUGUCAGGGCUACCCCACACACUUUUUCACAAAUAGAAAAUUGAUGUUAAGUACUUUUUUUGAAAACUGUUGUGUUAAAUGUCAUGAAUUUUAUUGUUGCUGCCAAGCAGUAUCAAAGAGCACUAAGCAUCCACACCUUAAGCCACACUUUGCUGUGAAAAGAUUUUGUGGGAUUUUCCACCA